Penicillium egyptiacum is the source of this 870-nucleotide messenger RNA. The record is from the annotation of a GenBank genome assembly. Lineage: Eukaryota; Fungi; Ascomycota; Eurotiomycetes; Eurotiales; Aspergillaceae.
AUGUGGCACAGUGAAUUCAGCAUUUCUCCCUCGCACCCACCCUACGUCGUCUUUUUCUGUCUCAAGCCCCCUGAGUCCGGCGGUAAGACCGGCAUUUCUUCCUCGUUGGCGGUAUAUGAUCGCCUAAAAACAGCUUGUCCGCGUCUUUUGAAAGCCUGCGUCGAUAACGGCUUGUCUUACCCCGCUCCGCAUUACAUUUCCGAGACCGAUACAACCUUCUUCGGAAAUGGUUUGUAUAAGAAGACCGCGUAUGGGCCUGAAGACGGGAGCGAUAUCUCCGCACUAUCGGAGAAGGAAAAGCGCAGGGUUGUGGAUGGAAGAAUUCGGGACCUGGCGGAAAUGGGUGGGUGGUCAACAGAGACAAAAGAUGAUCCUAGUCUGCCAGUGUGGCAGAGGAAAGGGUUCACUUGGAAAUGGAGGCCAGAUGGAGUGGAUGUCACGCAGCGAGUACCGGGAGUACGCACCCAUCCUACUCGUGGCAAAGAAACAUUAUUCACAGCCCUUGGCUCUCGAUACAUCAAUAGCAAGAACCGCCAGACUUUCUCUCCUCCUCACACCUAUCUCAACGAAAACAACGAAGAGGCCGUGUAUCUUCCUCCGAUGUAUGCCGGCCUUCCAAAGGACGAGCCAAUUCCUGAAGAGGAUAUGGAUAUCUUGCACAACUUGCAGCAGGAGCUGUCUGUCAAUGUCGAUUGGGAAAUUGGCGAUGUCUUGAUCAUUGAUGUAAGUGACCUUCUACGAUCUUACCCAGAUGUUGAAGGCAAGCAUAUUAACAUGAUGUGUUCCAGAACUUCGCAGUUCAGCACUCCCGCUUACCCUGGACUGGCGAUCGAAAGAUCAUGGCGAGCUUUUGGGAUCAAGACGGAUUGA